Spodoptera exigua (beet armyworm) is the source of this 897-nucleotide messenger RNA. Lineage: Eukaryota; Metazoa; Arthropoda; Insecta; Lepidoptera; Noctuidae. The record is from the annotation of a GenBank genome assembly.
AUGAGACGACGCAGAGAAUCUGUUGCUUCAGUUUAUCGGAAAACAACAAAAUUCUUAACAUCGAACACGGCUAACUUUCUUAAGAAAAAACCGAACAAUAAGAAAAAUCAGAUUCUAAUGGAAGUUGAAAACUGUGAUGACAAUGGCGGAGAAAAUGUAAACAACAUUGAUGAAGCUAAAACUGACGACGACGAUAUAGGAGAAAGAGACCUCGACUACUAUCUUGGGGUUAGAAAGAGAGAGAGCUAUUGGCGAGAUCCGGCUGGCAAAGAGCAGAUAAGGAAAGACUACCUUGUCUAUCAUUGUGGUAUCACUGAAGAGGAUUACGAUAAAAAUUACAAGAAAACGAUAGUUUCUAAAGUAUCGUAUGUUAUACAACCAAGAUUGAAGCAAGUACCAUUCAAGAUUCAUAGAAGGAGAAGAAGGAAUGGGGACACAAGGGAUGAUUCGUGGAGAGAGAAAACUGGGAUAUUCAAAUUAUUUAUGAGACGUGAUAGUGAAAAUUCUAUGUCAGAUAGUUACAGCGAAUGUGAUUCUAAUGAGGACAAGAUUCCUGAAAGACUACGGUCCACUAAUGAGGAUGAUAUGGAAGAUAUGAUGGGAUAUAUAAACGAGUUAGAUGCUUGUGGCUCUGGUGAUAAAGAUGAGGGCGUUCGGAUAAAAGAAGUGUCAGAAGGAAGACCAUGUGACAACUGUCCGGAGUUAUGCCCCGGAUUCAUACCACAUGCUUGGAGGCGCAUCACAGGCUCAGAUAAGGAGCCGGUGAAAGAGAGAAAGAUUCAAAAGUUCCCAUCGAGGGAGCGAAACUAUGCUGUGAAGAGGAAGUUUAACAAUAACAUGAGGUCUCACGUUAACUGCGAAAGUUGCGCGCGAGCCGCUGAGAAAGAAAACAGGUGA